Arabidopsis arenosa is the source of this 2569-nucleotide messenger RNA. The record is from the annotation of a GenBank genome assembly. NCBI's taxonomy places the organism in Eukaryota, Viridiplantae, Streptophyta, Magnoliopsida, Brassicales, Brassicaceae.
CUCUCUACAGCUUUGCUCAAGAACCAGCUCAAGUAUCGAAGAAGAAGAAGAAUCUGACUUCAAUCUGAUUCCCAGAUCCGAGUUUCUGACUCUUAGGUCUUUCACAAUCUCGACUCUUCAUUGAAGCUACUGAUUUGAAUUUCGUAGAAGAGUUAAAUUCAAGAUCAGAGUUUUUCAAGUUUCUCCGUUGAGGUUUUUUCGCUUAUGGAGAGUUUCGAGAGAGUUUAAUUUGGAUAAACAAAUUUGGUAACUUGUUGUGAUGGGUGGGCUUUGUUCGAGGAGUUCAUCUGUAAAUAAUGCUCCUGGUGGAAGCUUUGCACAUGUUAAUGGUCAUCUCAAUAACAAUAAUGGCUCUGAGGUGAAUUUUCAGUCUUCUGGUGAUGGUGGAGAGAAAGAUGUUGCUGAUCCUUCUCUUGUUAGGGAGAAUGUGGAUAAUAAUAAUAAACAUACUUCGGAAUCGUUUUCUUUUCCUAUAGUCUCUGGUGGAUCUCAUCCUCAAAACAUCGAGGAUGGGAUUCCUCGGUUAUCAAGGGUUUUAUCUCAGAAAUCUAGAUCCACUAAGUCUAGACAAGCUGCUGUAGCUAAGGUUUCGGAAGUAAGCUCUCUUUUGGGUAGAGCUGGUACUAUGGGACUUGGUAAAGCUGUUGAUGUAUUGGAUACAUUAGGGAGUAGCAUGACGAAUUUGAAUCUUAGUGGCGGGUUUUCUUCUGCGACGACGGUUAAAGGGAAUAAGAUAUCAAUCUUGUCGUUUGAAGUUGCUAAUACUAUUGUUAAAGGUGCUAAUCUUAUGCAUUCUCUUUCGAAAGAUAGUAUUACUCAUUUAAAAGAGGGAGUGUUACCUUCAGAAGGUGUUCAAAAUUUAAUAUCGAAAGAUAUGGAUGAACUGUUGAGGAUAGCUGCUGCUGAUAAAAGGGAAGAGUUGAGGAUUUUUUCGGGAGAGGUGGUGCGUUUUGGGAAUCGUUGCAAGGAUCCUCAAUACCACAACCUGGAUCGUUUCUUUGACAGGUUGGGCUCUGAAUUUACACCCCAGAAACAUUUGAAACAGGAAGCAGAAACCAUAAUGCACCAGCUUAUGUCAUUUGUUCAUUUUACAGCUGACUUGUAUCAUGAACUCCAUGCGCUGGAUAGGUUUGAACAAGAUUACCAACGUAAGAUCCAGGAAGAAGAGAACCCAAGCACAACACAACGAGGUGUAGGAGAUACCCUCGCUAUCUUGAGAACAGAAUUAAAGAGUCAGAAGAAGCAUGUAAGAAACUUAAAGAAAAAAUCUCUUUGGUCUAGGAUCUUGGAAGAGGUGAUGGAGAAACUCGUAGAUGUUGUCCAUUUUUUGCAUUUGGAGAUUCAUGAAGCCUUUGGUGGUGCAGAUCUUGAUAAGCCUGCAAAUGACUCAGCAAUCAAUCAUAAAAAAUUAGGCUCUGCUGGUCUUGCCUUACAUUACGCAAACAUCAUUACUCAAAUUGAUACUCUUGUGUCCCGGUCUAGCACUAUGCCUGCAAGCACAAGAGAUGCUUUGUAUCAAGGCUUACCCCCAAGCAUAAAAUCUGCUUUACGCUCCCGAAUACAGUCCUUCCAGGUUAAAGAAGAGCUCACUGUUCCUCAAAUAAAAGCUGAAAUGGAAAAAACGUUGCAGUGGCUUGUUCCGGUUGCUACAAACACUACCAAAGCGCAUCAUGGGUUUGGAUGGGUUGGAGAAUGGGCAAGUUCCGGAUCGGAGGCGAACCAGAGACCUGCAGGUCAAACCAUACUAAGGAUAGAUACUCUUCACCAUGCAGAUAAAGAAAAAACCGAGGCUUACAUAUUAGACCUGGUGGUGUGGCUUCAUCAUCUCGUAACCCAAGUCAGGGCCACUACAGGUUAUGGCCUAAGAUCUCCUGUUAAGUCUCCAAUCAGAUCACCAAACCAGAAAACGAUCCAACUCUCCAGCGGUUCGCACAACCCAAGUCUGGGUUCUCCGUUGCUGACUACGGAGGAUCAAGAGAUGCUUAGAGACGUAAGCAAGCGGAGAAAGACGCCAGGAAUAAGCAAGAGCCAAGAGUUUGAAACGGUGGCUAAAACACGGCUUUGUAAGCACCACAGGCUAAGCAAAAGCAGUAGCCACUCGCCGAUGAUGGGCGAGAUGAUGAAGAAUAAGAAGGAUACUUUCUCAACCAGAAGACCUUCUUCUGUUCCCAUCAUUGAUUUUGACAUUGAUCGCAUGAAAGCCCUCGAUGUGAUUGAUCGCGUGGACACCAUUCGAAGCUUGUAGUUAACUACUUCCACACCAUCGGAGUUCAGAUUGGGAUAGAUGGUAAAGAGUAAAGACCACACUCACUUAUCAUCAAAAGUUGAUGAUAUGAAUCGGAAUGCGAUUGAUCCCACAGGUGCCAUCGAAACCCUUUAUAGGUGAUGAAAAUUUGGCAGAGCUUAUUAGUAACUUUGUACUCUUUUUGGUUUUUGUGGGUGUAAUUUGGUUUGGUUUUGUAGCAUUUCCUUUGUAUUGUUGUUCUUUUUCUUGUUGUAGACUAGUUGUAUUGUGUACAUACAAGAAACGUUACUACAUAUAUUUGGAGAAUAAAAAUAUAUUAUCUUC